AUAAUUUUUAAUUUAUAAAUGAAAUUUAUUUUAUGGAAACUUUAUUCUCAUUUGAUUGUCUCGAUUAAUUAGUUUUUAAAUUACUAAAAUUGUAGGUCAAUAAAAUUGAUAAAAAAUUAUAUUUCUCAGAAUGUUAGAAAUUGAGUUCCUGUAAAGUAUCUAACAGCUCUAAUUGUGGCAUCUAUCGAUUCAAUAACGAAAUUCUGCAGAUUGAACCUUCAAGUUAAUUUCUUUCAUCUUCUUUUUAUUUCUUCAUCAUGAGAAUUUAUUCAAGAUUAUUUCAAAUUUCGUCAGCUAAUUAUGCUCGACAAAUCAUGAGCAAUCAAUUUAUUAAAGCAAAAGAGUCUAAAGGGCUAACUUAUCAACAGAUGGCUCAACUAUUGUCCGUGAAUAAGGUCUGGUUAACAUCAGUAUUACAUGGACAAAAUUGUUGUGAUAUUCAACUGGCACACAGAAUCUGCGAUACUCUCGGCAUCUCUCACGAAUACGCUAAUGAAUUAACGUCCAUUCCACUGAGGGGAAAUCAAAACAUCAUCAAUGACCCAUUAAUCUACAGAUUUAAUGAACUAUUCAAAGUAUAUGGAUCCAGUUUACGGGGCAUUAUCCAUGAAGAGUUCGGUGAUGGAAUCAUGAGUGCCAUUGAUUGUAAAAUAGAUGUAACCAAGAAUGAGCAAUCAAGAGUAAUAUUGCGAAUCGAUGGAAAAUUUCUGCCAUACUACAAAGGACAAUUAGAUUAAACGGAUGGCAUAUCUAUACCAAAUUACUUACUCAAAGAUUUGCUGCAAUUAGCAAGCUAAUUCAUUCUAUGAUUUGAUCUUGUAGUUUUUUGAGAUUAAAAUAAUUGCUUUAAUCCAAUUUUGACUACAUUGA
Molecule: messenger RNA, 870 nt
Organism: Tetranychus urticae (two-spotted spider mite)
Lineage: Eukaryota; Metazoa; Arthropoda; Arachnida; Trombidiformes; Tetranychidae
Molecular function (GO): cyanate hydratase activity; DNA binding
Source: RefSeq, a predicted model, not a curated record